Molecule: messenger RNA, 5791 nt
Organism: Carassius gibelio (silver crucian carp)
Lineage: Eukaryota; Metazoa; Chordata; Actinopteri; Cypriniformes; Cyprinidae
Product: ADP-ribosylation factor-binding protein GGA3-like
Exons: 17
Coding region: 244-2328 (694 amino acids)
Biological process (GO): intracellular protein transport; vesicle-mediated transport
Cellular component (GO): trans-Golgi network
Molecular function (GO): phosphatidylinositol binding; ubiquitin binding; small GTPase binding
Source: RefSeq, a predicted model, not a curated record
CACCAGAGGCGUCUGAAUCGAGAUGCCAAGGACCUACAUACAGGCAGCUGAUGAUACUGCCGGCUGAAUUCAAAGCGCUGUCCAUUUAAAAAUAGAAAUAAAGAAGUAUUUUACAGCUGAGUACAAGCUCGGAUGGAACAGAUGAUGCUUUCUUCUAACACAGUCAGUUUAAUUUGACGGAUGUCGGUGGUAUUUAAGGAGGAAAUGUGUGGAUUUAUGGAGUCAAAGCGUUAAAUAAGGAUCAUGGCGUUUCCGGAGGGAGAAUCACUGGAAUCCUGGCUCAACAAAGCCACACACCCGACCAACCGGCAGGAGGACUGGGAAUACAUAAUUGGGUUUUGUGACCAGAUCAAUAAGGAGUUGGAAGGUCCUCAGAUAGCUGUGAGACUCCUGGUUCACAAAAUCCAUUCUCAAGAGUGGGAAGCCCUUCAAGCUCUGACGGUACUAGAGGCUUGUAUGAAGAACUGUGGGCGAAGAUUUCACAACGAAAUAUCCAGAUAUAGGUUUUUAAAUGAGCUGAUUAAAGUGGUUUCGCCCAAGUAUAUGGGGGACAGUGUUUCUGACAAGGUGAAGAAUAAGGUCAUUGAGAUGUUGUACAGCUGGACGGUGGUGUUUCCCAAUGAGGCCAAGAUCGCAGACGCGUACCAGACGCUCAAGAGACAAGGACUUGUGACGUCAGACCCAGAACUGACAGUGGACAAAUCCCUGAUCUCGUCCCCUCCGACACGACCCAAAAACCCAGUGUUUGACAAUGAGGACAUGGGGAAGUUGUUGGCUGAACUUCUGAGGAGCAAAAACCCGGAAGAUCUUCAGGAGGCGAACAGACUGAUCAAAAACAUGGUGAAGGAGGAUGAGGUCCGAGUGCAGAAAAUGGCCAAACGCAACAAUACGCUGGAGGAAGUGGACAACAACGUCAAGCUCCUGAGCGAGAUGCUGGGUCACUACGACAGAGAGCGAUCGUCCGAUGCUGACCGUGAGCUCAUCAAGGAGCUGUAUGAGCGCUGUGAUAAACUACGACGCACCGCGUUCAAACUGGCCACUGAGGCAGAGGACAACGACUCCAGUCUGGGGGACAUUCUCAAGGCAAACGAUGAUCUGUCCAGAGUAAUCAGCUCUUAUAAACGAAUCGUAGAAGGACAGGCAGAUGCCGGCGAGGGUGAAGAUCUCAGACCGGCUGCUAGUGAAGGAUGUGAGACCACGGGCACAUUGAUUGAUCUGGCUGGACUGGAUGAACCUUCCCCUCCCCCGACCGUUGCUCCUCCCCCUCUUCCUCCUCAGGUCCCGUCAGCCAAUCCCACGGCCUCGCCCAUCCCCGUGCUGCCGCCUCCUCCUCGCCGAUUGGCCGGCGCUCAAGGCAGUCAGACGAGCAGCCCCAAUCACAAACCGCCUGAGCAGCAGACCUCCCUCUCCCUGCUGGACGAUGAACUCUUGUCUCUCGGGCUGAAUGAUCCUCCUUCUGUGCCAAACAGACAGAAGUUGGAUGACCCGUCUGGUCAGUGGACAUCCUCACAGGCUCCUGAUCUGGGCCUGGACCUGUUUGGGAGCAUCUCUGCUCCGACAACACACACUCCUGCGCAGACCUCACACACACCGGCUGUCAGUCAGGGGCUGCAGGAUCUCUCCAUGCUGGACUUUGGAGGUGGAAAGAGUAGUGGUUCUGGUCUGACUGGCAUUGCUGGAGGAACUUUUGGUAUUUCUGGAGGUGUAAUGUGCCCCACAGCCGCCCCUCUUCAGUCCAUUAGCCCGUUUGUGAGCGCGGCGGUGCCUGGUUCGCCCGCUGUGGCCCGGGCUCAGGCGGUGACGGGCGGCUCAGCUCCGGGCAGCCCUUUCUUUCAGCCCUUCUCAUCCCCGUCUCACUCGCUUCAGAGCAGCCCGGCGCGGAGCUCAGAGCCCAGCCUAUCCAACCUGAACGUCCCGCUCGAGUCCAUUAGACCCAGUAGAGUCUUACCUGUGACGCUGUAUGAUAAGGAUGGAGUCCGUGUUCUCAUGCACUUUGCGAUGGACUGUCCGCCGGGUCGACCGGACGUCCUGGUCAUGGUGGUGUCGUUGAUCAACACAGCGCCGUUACCCGUGCGAAACAUAGUGCUGCAAGCAGCUGUGCCCAAGUCAAUGCGAGUGAAGCUUCAGCCUCCAUCAGGUGCAGAGAUCGCACCCUUUAACCCCAUCCUGCCCCCCGCAUCCAUCACUCAGGUCAUGCUGCUCGCCAACCCACUCAAGGAGCGUGUGCGUUUGCGCUAUAAGCUGGCGUAUCUUCUGGGAGAGCGUCAGUAUUCGGAGGUUGGAGAACUGGAUCAGUUUCCUCCAGCGGACAGAUGGGGCUCGCUGUAGAUCUCAUCCUUUACCUGCUCGAACUCUUAUGUUCAUUCCCAAGGAUCGUCUUUCAUUUGUGCUGUUUAUUUAUUUACUAUCAGUGUUUUGCUGCAGCCUUGUGAAGCAGCAUUUGAUGCUUGAUGUUUUUCGCGAAAAUUCAAGCUGGAUAUUAAUACAAUAACACGACGUCAGUGACACGCAUGAGGGUCUGAAACGGACGCGUCUGUUUCAGAGAUUGGUCUUUUGUGUGCUGCCUAUACAGACGUUUACCAUGGUAAUCAUAGUUUCUGUUAAAAUACCAUAGUAAAACAAUAAUUAACUAGCACUUUCAACAAAUAGAGUAAAGUUAUGAUUAGAAAACGAAAUGGAAAAAAAUAAUUCUAUAAUUUAUGUGAAAUAAGUUAAUUACUACAAACUUCACUGAAUGAUUAUGUAUGAAUUUAAGCUAUUUAUUUUAAAAACAGUUACCAGUGAUAUUUUAGUAUAAUUGAGAUACUAUAAAUCAUACUUUAAAAUUUGUUUAAAUAUAUUUUAAAAUAUUUUUGUAUUUUGUGUUUUCAUGAACAGUUUUAGUAACUCGUUUUUGUUGUAAUUUUUAUUACUUUGUUUUUUCAUGUGUAUGUUUUUUUUAUUUGUAUUUCAUCUUUUUAGUUACUUUUAUACAUUAAGUUAAAGCGAAAAUGAGAAAUGUAUGAAACGUAGCAAAGUAAAAUGUUUUUAAUUUUAUUUAAAGUAAAAAAAUGUACAAGAAAAAAGUAAAAUGUUUUUAAGAUGUACAUUUUAUUCACUUUAACAACAAUUGUGGUAUUUUAUUUAGUUACUUUAUAUAUAUAUAGAGAGAGAGAGAGAGGGGCUAGAGAGAGAGACUUGUAUUCAAUUUAAAAUUUUUAGGUGUUAUGUUUAUUUCUGGGGAAAAAAUAAAUUGUAGUUGUAAACUGCUCUAAACAUGUCUGAAGUUUUGGCAACAGGGUUGCAAAAAUAUAUUUAGGUGAGCCGCUCUUUUCAUUGACUACUUGUUGAGAAAUCAAACAAAAUGGACCUUUUUCAAGCACUGUACUGUAGUAACUGUGGUAUUUUGAUGUAAACUGUGGUAAAUGGUGGAAAACUCAGUAUCCUAGCUGACCCUGAUGGUGUCACAUGACCUCGCCGCUGUCCGUGGAGAAUAUUAAACCCUGAUUUCAUUCUGUUCAGACAGUUCUAGGGCUCUUCUCAACAAGCAUUUGAACUUUGCUGUUUCUAGAGCUAGACGAUUUAUUUCAUGACGUCAUGAAGCAUCAGAAUGAAUGUACCUGCAGUCCAACGAGUUUACAGUCGAACCUUACGCUGUGAGGUUACACACGUAACGUCAGAGCAGCAUUAUAUUGUCUAUUUUGAGUUUUUAUCUGCCUGUGUUAUAGUUCAACACUGAUUUUGGUUUUAUUUAUUGCUGUUGCAGGAACGUUUGGACUCAGCAUUACAGUCUGUCUCAGAUAGUCCACAGCCUUUUUUGACAAUAUUAGAUUUGUUUAUUUGAUUGUGACAUAUUUACAUUUUUUUUUUACCUGCAGGUUAUGCAGUGAAGAUCUUGAUGGAGGAUGAAUUGCAUUUGGUUAUGAGUUCAUCAUAAGUCUGUCAGAUUGGAUGUGUGUUAGUUUUGUGGAGGCAUUGGCGGUCAAUCCUAUGAGCGUUUUGCAUGAUUAGAUUCUUUUAAGUGCUGAAGCAGAGCAAGUGAGCAUUUUAUUUCAUCAGAUAAAGGCCUCAUGUGAUUUUGGUCCCAAACAAAUCUUAACGUGUUUGAGAAGAGGACAGCUGCUUCUCUGAUUUGUGCAAACCUUAUAAUUCACUACAAUCAUGCAUUAAGGCUUUGACAACAGUGAUCGAGUGAAUCUCACACAAAAAUUAUGAAUAUUUCACCCAAAGAAGUAAAAUUAAUAUUAUGCUUACUUUUAUUGGCGUAUUGACAUUUAUUUGCAUGACAAUUAAACACUCAUUUUAAUUACUAAAAUAUGUGUGUAUACAUGGGUAAUAUGUAAUAAAAAUACGUUUUUUUUUUUUUUAAACAACUUUUUAUUUGAACUAUCUCUGGGGUGAAACCUCUUGGUCCUAAGCUAUAGUCUUAAGUAAAAAUAUCUCCCCUUUUUUUCUUUUUUUUGGGGGGGGGGGGGGUGAAUUCAUGGUUAUUUUUAUGAGAUUCAUCUUAUUGAUUCCUGUGAAUCUGGACAUCAUACAGCAUCUUUGCUAAUUCUGUCUGACGUGUUUCAGGAAGAUGAAGGUUUCAGGGCUUUAUUGUGCAUCUGCAAGUGUUUAAGGAAGCUCGUCUGUGUUUUAUUAUGAAUUAUUGUGUGUCUUUUUAAAAGCCAAAAUUUCAUCUUGUCUGAUGUUGAUGACGAUGAUGAUUUAGGAGUCAUUCUAUAUUUAGGGGUACAUUUCAUGUCAGCCAAAAACUUAAGAAAUCAGUAUUCUUUUUUUAUAUAUAUAAAUAAAUUAGGUGGCUGAAUAAUAUAUCCUCUUAAUGUGCUAAAUCAAUUGUUUGGCAAGCUAAGCUUAAGCUCUUAAGAGAUUUUGGAGGUUAUCCAUCUAACUGAUUUGAAAAUAUGAAUUUUGGGCUUCAUAAUGGACAUACUGUGGGAUGCUAUCAUGAAGGAUGAUACUUUUCUUUAACAUAAAUGCACAGUAUGCUGAAUUUAGUGUUAUUCACCAUCCAAUUAAGUUUUUCUAAUACAUCAUGACAUUUCAAUCUUUAAGAACUUAUACAAUAACUUCAUAACACUUUAUCAUUCAUGACCAAGAAGAAAUAGAUAAAUGGCAAAUCUAUAAUAUUACGUAGGUUUAAGUCCAUCAUGAGGAAUUAUGAAUGCUUUAUAACCCUUGCAAAUGUAAAUACAACGUGUAUAAUAUUAUGGAUACUGGUUUUAAGGAAAGUGUGUUAGUGAUUAGAUCAGUUAUGUUUGUCCAUUGCAAUGCAAACCAUGCUUUUAGGCAAUUCCUCUGUAAUUUCUGUGUAAUGACAAUAGUUUGUGAAUAUUUAUGCAAAAUAUUUUUUUAAUACCUUUCUCAUAAUUUAAUGAUUAUUUUGGACAAAUAUUUAGAAUAAAUAUAUACAGAAAUCUGUAUUUUUAGAGCUUAUCUGAAGAGCAAAACCUUACAUUUAGCAAAUUAAACUGCACAAAAACAGCUCAUUUCAGUAUAGAAUAUACAAAUUUUGCAAGAUAAAAAAUGGAUUUAUGUUGGAUUUUUGUAUUAAAAGAAUUAGAAAUGUCCCCUGAUAUAAAAGUGAUCAUUGCUUGAAGUGAAAAGUUAAUGAAACAUUUGUAAAAUUGAUAAUAGAGUCCAUGGAAAUGACAUGUACCCCUAAUUAUAGAAUGACUCCUAGGAUGACUCAUGAAAGUAUGUGGGACAAAUGAAAACGUAUUAAAAGUUAUUAUGGAUGAUGAUGACGAUGCACUGUUCUGUAUUUAAUAAUGAUUCCAUUGUGUUCUGCGCCAUUAAAUACUUUAUCCAA